GUUGGCACUGGGUGGCAAAAUGAGAUUUGAAGACGAGGCCGCCGCAGGUGAGGUUUGCCAGCAACGAGAGUCCACGCUUGGCGGCCAGUUAAGUGGGAAACAUCACAGAGAGAGGCUAAAAACAAAACAGGAAAAUGAGGUUGUGGUGGGUUCUCCUGCUUGGUGUACUAAUUGUGAGUGGCACUGUGAGGAGUGCCAAAGUUCCAAAGGACGGUGAUGACGAAGACGAUAAGGAUAAUAAUGGAGAUGACAAGGAUAAUAAUGUAGAUGAUGACAAUGAUAACGAUAAGGGAAAAGAUGAUGAUGCCAAUGAUGAUGAUGAUAAGAAAGGCAAUGAUGAUGAUGAUGAAAACAAUGAUGAGAAAGGUAAAGAUGGCGACGAUGAUGAUGAUGAUGAUGACGACGACGAUGAUGGCAACAAGGGUAAUGAAGAUAAAGCUGAUGAUGACGAUGGAGCAAGAUAUCUAGUUCCAAUGGCUCCAGCUAUACUUUUAGUAGGAACAACAACUUUGAGAGUAAUUGGUUGAAGACUCAUGAAAAGUGAACAAGAACUUUAUAUCCGUCCUCCAAACAUCACUUAUAUUUCACUAAAGAACAUGGCGAGAACUCUCAAAGUAGACCUAUCUACAACACUGCAGUGGUUUUUAUAUGCAGCCCAUGUAUUUUAAAAGUCUUAGUCAUGUGACAUGGAAUUCCAUAUCCUAUAACAUAUUUGACUCAUGACAUUACAAUUUAAGAAUUGUAUUAAAUGGAAAACAUUUUGAGUGGAUAAAUUUACUAUAAAUAUUCUGAGGAGGAUAUUCUAGAUGACAAAUUGGUCCCACGUGACAUGCAGUAAGGGCUCAUAAGUGCUGGUAUGAGGCAUGGCGGAGCUGCCUUGGCCCAUGUAAACUACAUGUUUAAAUUAUAACUGGUGUGCAAAGACUACAAAUAAACUAACCCAUGUCUUUUAAAUGACUCAAUAUCAAAGUAAACUGUACUGAAUAAGUGCAAAAAUAUAUGUACUAAAAUUAUAAUAUAUUUUUAUAAUACUACAAACUUUAGAUUGUUGAUGUAUAAUAUUGUUGUACAAUAAUAAUGGGUAUUGAUGUAGCUAUUAUUGUGAACCUAACUUGUAGUUGCAGACAAUAUGUAGUAUCAUUAUACAAAUAAAGCUUUUGGCACUUCUAGAAUAUUCAAAGGAGUUGUAAAGCUUUUGGUUAUCGUGCAGACCAAUAUUACAAAGUUUAGUUAAAACACAGACAAUGUUUUACAUAACUGCACCAAAGUACUUAGCUAUAGACAGAUACCUAAACUGUGACAAUAAUAAUGAGAUGUUCACCGAAGUACAAAAGCCCUAUGGUUUAUAACAAAUGUCACCAUAGUAUUCAUUAUUGGUUCUGCUCACUGAUGAUGGUAAUUAUGAUCCUUAUUUAAGCAUAACACAAUUCCCAUGAUCUGUACAAAUAACUUGCUUCAGCCACAUGCAAUGAAAAUUAAAGGCUUCCCUUAAGCAUACACCUAAUUGGCCAAACUGUCUACAUCAGUGAUUCCCAAACUUCUUUUCCAUGUUUAUUAAUUUUGUUUCAAAUAUUUUUGUAAACCGAGUUGUUCUGCAGACCACCUGAAUGAAGUUCAUGUUGUGUACCUUUUUGGUCUAAAGCACACACCCAGAGACACUGGCUACACACACAAAAGCACCAUUUUACACGGUUGUUCUUCAAGAAUUUAUGACUCAUUCAUUUGUGAUGUGUAAUUACUAAUUCUAGACUGCACAGAAAUCAUCCUCUUAGUAAACUACAAUUAUAAAUUGAAGUGUGUACUAUCCAGUAUGUGUAACUUGUGGAGUUUGUGUAAAAAAUGUAAGACUGUUUCUAAUAAAAGUGUAUGAUUACUUUA
Zootermopsis nevadensis is the source of this 1878-nucleotide messenger RNA. RefSeq lists its product as uncharacterized. Lineage: Eukaryota; Metazoa; Arthropoda; Insecta; Blattodea; Termopsidae. The record is from RefSeq and is a predicted model, not a curated record.